CCGCUCUGCGCCGCGCUUCGCACUCGGCCCGCAGCUUGUGCAGUGCCCGGCGCCGACUGGCCAUGGGCGGCCUGUGGAUGGCGCUGCUGUGCGCGCUGGCCGGCCUGGGGCCCGGGGUCCGCGGUGGCUGCACGGAGAAGGGGCGCUGCUGCCCCGGCCGUGACCCCACCUGCUUCGUCGAGGGCUGGAGGCUGGACAGGGUCUUCGGGAAAUGCUACUGCGACCAGGCGUGCCACCUCGUCGGAGACUGCUGCUUCGACUACGACAGGGCGUGCCCAGCUCGCCCGUGCGUCGUGGGAGAGUGGAGUCCCUGGAGCGGCUGCGCAGACCGGUGCAAGCCUUCGAUCCGCGUCCGCAGGCGCGAGGUGCAGCAGGCGCCCCAGAACGGCGGGGAGCCCUGCCCGGCCCUGGAGGAGAGAGCCAGCUGCCUGGAGUACUCGUCGCCCCAAGGCCAGGACUGCGGGACCGUCUUUGUUCCGGCCCUUAUAACUACCUCUGCAUUCAACAAGGAGAGGACGAGAAAAAUCCCAUCUCCAAAUUGGUCUUCACAGAAAGAAGUUCCUGGGUACUGUAUGGAGUUCAGGACAGAAUCAUACACAUCUCACUGUGCUAUGGAGAACCGACCCCUGACUCGAUGGAUGCAGUAUAUUCGGGAGGGGUACACAGUCUGUGUUGAUUGCCAACGCCCUGCUAUGAAUGCUGUGAGCCACCGUUGCUCUGGAGAUGGCCUGGACGCCGAUGGAAGUCAAACUCUCCACUGGCAAGCAAUUGGCAAUCCUCGAUGUCAAGGAACUUGGAAAAAAGUUCGACGAGUUGACCACUGUUCUUGUCCAGAGGUCCACAGUUUCAUUUUUAUAUAGUGUCAUGUAAAUAUUUCAAAAGGUUUGGAAACAUGCUCUACAGAUGUUGUCAAGUUAUAUUCAACACUUCAAAAACCCGCCAAAAACUGUUCAACCCAGGUGGUUGAAUGUGUGCAUUUUCCCACUUUGAAAAGAAGGAAAAUACGGGGCCUGGUUCCCAAGACAUACAGUACCUUAACUGUUAUUUUUAUGUUUACUGACUUGAGGAACCCCCUGAGGCCUCUUGUCCCCUUUGUGGCUUGGUGUUCCCCUCCUUCCACCUGGUAAGCUCCCAUUCACUAGCCCACACAGAUGCAGAGUAUUUGUCUAUUUGCACUAAAAUUACCAUAACAUCCUUUUUUUUAAAUUGGUAAUUUAUUGUGUAAAUCACUGGUGCUUUAAAUCUUAAUUCCCUAAUUUCUAAAAAUAUUUUCUCUUAAAUACAUAGAUAUAUCCACAGUUUUAUACAUCCCUGUAUUACUCCAUAAAUUCUAAAAUAAUAAUUUUAAGGAAACUGCCACAAACUAUUUCCAAAAGGCAGGUUAAGACUAAAAGCAUUAUAGUUACAAAAAUUAAGAGGUGAAAAAUAUUUAUUCUGAAUAAAAAAUUUUCAAUUAAAAAGAUCAAUAUUUGUUCUAGUUUGCUUACUUGAUAUAACUUUUAUGAAGAGCAAUUUUGGCUGCAAAGAAUAAAACA
Molecule: messenger RNA, 1535 nt
Organism: Sorex fumeus (smoky shrew)
Lineage: Eukaryota; Metazoa; Chordata; Mammalia; Eulipotyphla; Soricidae
Gene: SBSPON
Product: somatomedin B and thrombospondin type 1 domain containing
Exons: 5
Coding region: 63-860 (265 amino acids)
Source: RefSeq, a predicted model, not a curated record